GCGCUGUCAGAAGGUGACCUGUUUACCACGUUGAUGACUGGUUACAACAAGGACAGUCGGCCAGUGCGGAACCAUUCAAAACCUAUCACAGUCUCUUUGGACAUUACUUUGGCACAGAUCAUUAAAGUGGAUGUCAAAGAGCAGGUUUUGACCACUAAUUUGUGGCUUCGAAAACGAUGGAGGGAUGAAUUCCUGACUUGGAAUUCCUCGGAAUAUGGAAAUAUCAAAACUGCCAUCUUCAAGAGCGACCUCAUAUGGCGUCCUGAUGUUGUCCUCUACAACAGGAUUCACGAAGAGGGUUGGUCAGAAACUCCGGACACCAAUGCUCGCGUCAGCAGCACAGGUGACGUCACAUGGGGGCACCCGGCCACCAUCCUGAGUUCUUGCGUCAUGGACAUCUCACACUUCCCUUACGACGUACAGAGAUGUCCUAUGAAGUUCGGCUCUUGGACGUACAACGGUCGUCAACUGAACCUGGUCAAUUACACAACCAAGGGGGACACUGACAACUUCGUCAGGAAUGGGGAGUGGACGCUGAUAUCGUUCGGGUUAGAAAGAAACGAAGUGGUUUACAGUAGUGGGACGUACCCGGACGUCACCUACAUGAUUGUCAUUCGUAGGAGGAGUCUCUACUACACCUACUACGUCAUCGCGCCCGGAGUGUUGCUGAGCCUCUUGGCUCUCUUGGGGUUUCUGCUGCCACCGGAUUCCGGGGAAAAACUGUCUCUCAGCAUCACUCUGCUGUUGGCGUUGAUGGUGUUCAUGCAACUGGUGACGGAAAGGUUGCCGCCACUUUCAACAAGCAUUCCGGCUAUAGGGACUUUCUUCGGAGCUAUCAUCCUCCUGGUGACCUUCUCAUCGGGUUUGACCAUCUUCAUCUUGUCUGUGCACUUCCGCGGCCCCCACAUCCGCCCCGUACCGACCUGGCUCCGCAAAAUCUUCUUCCUCGGCCCCCCAAGAGUGAGGACGACCGUCAUCAAGUACGUGAAACAACCUGAGUCCUCGGGGGGAGCAGAGUCUACUACCCAGGGUAGCGACAACCAACGCUCCGCUUUGGGUAGAAUCAACAAAGUCAUCAGCCAGUUCAGGGAGGACGAAGAGGUGAAGAGUUACAAGCGAGGUUUGGAAAAGGAGUGGAAGAUACUAGCCUAUAGGAUGGAUCGAUGCCUGUUUGUUGGUUUUUUAAUUGCGUUGAUGAUUGCAAUUGGGGUAACAAUUGGGACGGCCUAGAAACUGGGACAAUGGUGGGGUCGCGCCGGGGGCAUAACGACAGCGCGUUCGGUUGGGAACCAAGAGGUCGCGAGUUCGAAUCCUGUCAUGCC
This is a messenger RNA of Branchiostoma belcheri (Belcher's lancelet), 1322 nucleotides long. RefSeq names its product neuronal acetylcholine receptor subunit alpha-10-like. Gene Ontology annotation, cellular component: acetylcholine-gated channel complex; postsynaptic membrane; synapse. The record is from RefSeq and is a predicted model, not a curated record. The coding region runs from base 34 to 1230 and encodes 398 amino acids. Lineage: Eukaryota; Metazoa; Chordata; Leptocardii; Amphioxiformes; Branchiostomatidae. Gene Ontology annotation, biological process: signal transduction; synaptic transmission, cholinergic; monoatomic ion transmembrane transport. The transcript is spliced from 5 exons. Gene Ontology annotation, molecular function: acetylcholine receptor activity; acetylcholine-gated monoatomic cation-selective channel activity; acetylcholine binding.